GAGAGGAGGCGCCUGGCGCUAACAAAAGUCCGGCCCGCUGGCGAGCAGCGCAGGGCCAUAAGUCUCUGCUCAGUCGGGGCACCGCAACAAGUGGCCGCCGCGCCCUCCCCGGGGAAGCGCGGACUCACCGGGACGUGGGGAGGAGGCGGCUGAGCGGGACAGCCCCGGCAGGCGCCGCUCCGCGCGCGAGGCUUUGGGACCGCGGAGGCGCAUGGGGACCCCGCGGCCGAGGCGCGGCGAGCCUAGGGGCGGCACCGGGGCGCGGGUUCUGCGUCGCGCUUCUCCCACUAGACCGGAGCGCGGAUUCUGAGAGCCCUAGUGGCUGCUCUGGACACGGCCCGCCACCCUCAGAGUACCAGGAUCGGACUUAGCACCACUCCUCCUGCCGCAGAGCAGGGCCGUCCCGGGGCCCGGAACGGCCCACGGAAGAGGCUUGUGCAGCUAACGGUCCGGUCUUGCUCGCUUUCCUCUGCUCCACCGCUUGGGAGGUGCGCCCCAGCUAUGCAGUGUCCAGGGAGACGGCGGGCAUGACGGCGACAGGAUGGGCGCGAACAAUGGCAAACAGUACGGCAGUGAGGGCAAAGGCAGCUCAAGCGUCUCAUCCGACGUGAGUUCAAGCACAGAUCACACACCAACCAAAGCCCAGAGGAAUGUGGCCACCAGCGAAGAUUCUGACUUGAGCAUGCGUACAUUGAGCACGCCCAGCCCAGCCUUGAUAUGUCCACCGACGCUGCCAGGAUUUCAGAAUGGAAGGGGCUCGUCCACAUCUUCAUCCUCCAUCACCGGGGAGACGGUGGCUAUGGUUCACUCCCCACCCCCGACCCGCCUCACUCACCCACUCAUUCGGCUCGCCUCCAGACCCCAGAAAGAGCAAGCCAGCAUAGACCGGCUUCCGGACCACUCCAUGGUGCAGAUCUUCUCCUUCCUGCCCACCAACCAGCUGUGCCGCUGUGCGCGGGUGUGCCGCCGCUGGUACAACCUGGCCUGGGACCCGCGCCUCUGGAGGACUAUCCGCCUCACGGGCGAGACCAUCAAUGUGGACCGUGCCCUGAAAGUGCUGACCCGCAGGCUUUGCCAGGACACCCCCAAUGUGUGUCUCAUGCUGGAGACUGUCAUUGUCAGUGGCUGCCGGCGGCUCACAGACCGAGGGCUCUAUACCAUUGCACAGUGCUGUCCAGAACUGAGGCGCCUGGAAGUCUCAGGUUGUUACAAUAUCUCCAACGAGGCCGUCUUUGAUGUGGUGUCCCUCUGUCCCAACCUGGAACACCUGGAUGUGUCAGGGUGCUCCAAAGUUACCUGCAUCAGCUUGACCCGGGAGGCCUCCAUUAAACUGUCCCCCUUGCAUGGCAAACAGAUUUCCAUCCGAUAUCUUGAUAUGACGGACUGCUUCGUGCUGGAAGAUGAAGGCUUGCACACCAUCGCAGCUCACUGCACGCAGCUCACACACCUGUAUCUGCGCCGCUGUGUGCGCCUCACCGAUGAGGGCCUCCGCUACCUGGUGAUCUACUGCACUUCUAUAAAGGAGCUGAGUGUUAGUGACUGCCGCUUCGUCAGCGACUUUGGCCUGCGGGAGAUUGCUAAACUGGAGUCCCGAUUGAGGUACCUCAGCAUCGCCCAUUGCGGCCGCAUCACGGAUGUGGGCAUCCGAUACGUGGCUAAAUACUGCAGCAAAUUACGCUACCUCAAUGCGAGGGGCUGCGAAGGCAUCACGGACCAUGGCGUGGAGUACCUCGCCAAGAACUGCACAAAACUUAAGUCUCUGGACAUUGGCAAAUGUCCUCUGGUCUCCGACACGGGCCUGGAAUCCCUGGCUUUGAACUGCUUCAAUCUCAAGAGGCUAAGCCUCAAGUCCUGCGAGAGCAUCACCGGCCAGGGCCUGCAGAUCGUGGCUGCCAACUGCUUUGACCUGCAGAUGCUGAACGUCCAGGACUGUGAAGUUUCGGUGGAGGCCCUGCGGUUUGUGAAGCGCCACUGCAAACGCUGUGUCAUUGAGCAUACUAACCCUGCUUUCUUCUGAAGGGGACAGCUCCCAUUGGGCGUGUUUUCACAGCAAUGUGAGCCAAACAAUGUUUUGUAAAAAGCGGCCCAUCUGAGCACCCACACCCACUCACAACAGCUGUCUUCCAGGGAAGUUCUUAGGAGGCUGGCUUUUAUUUUUAAUUAUUAUUAUUAUUA
Acomys russatus (golden spiny mouse) is the source of this 2175-nucleotide messenger RNA. It is a transcript of the gene Fbxl7, whose product is annotated as F-box and leucine rich repeat protein 7. Gene Ontology annotation, molecular function: protein binding. Gene Ontology annotation, cellular component: SCF ubiquitin ligase complex. NCBI's taxonomy places the organism in Eukaryota, Metazoa, Chordata, Mammalia, Rodentia, Muridae. The transcript has 4 exons. The record is from RefSeq and is a predicted model, not a curated record. Bases 542 to 2017 code for a protein of 491 amino acids. Gene Ontology annotation, biological process: SCF-dependent proteasomal ubiquitin-dependent protein catabolic process.